Molecule: messenger RNA, 586 nt
Organism: Acaulospora colombiana
Lineage: Eukaryota; Fungi; Glomeromycota; Glomeromycetes; Diversisporales; Acaulosporaceae
Source: the annotation of a GenBank genome assembly
AUGUCCCUUCUCCUAUCAACCAUCGGCCCUUUGCUGCAUCAUGUCGAGAGUCCAGCAUGGACCGAGAUCGAUCGGCUCCGCUCAAAGAAGCAUCUCCUCACCGUAAAGCCAGCAUUUCGACCGGUUGGAGGUGAUCGCGAAAGGGAACAAAGACGCAAGAAGCGACAAUGGCAACACUGGCAGUCUGCUAUGGACGCCGCGGUGGAAGCACUAUGGAGAGAAACCUCCUCGCAAGAGCAAGAGUACGCAAAGGUUGAACCUAUCAGUGAAGCUUCCACUGCGGGUGUAGCCAAGUCUCUCGAUGCUCACCAACCAGUCUCGGUGCCAACAUCAACCUUCUCCUUCGAUCUACAACAACCAAAGAAAAUCUUUCCUUUUACCAAUGCCGACUCCUCAUUCGAGUUCACCUUCCGUACCUCAGAUAGGACGCCCUCCCCUGCCGCAAACCCUAUCAAACUGCACACCAAAAGGCAUUCCGUCUCCGUUGGAUGGAAACGUCUCUGCAUUGCGGAUAAUGCUAGCGAAGACACUCCACAAACAAGAGAGACCACCAGAUGCAAACGUCUUUUGCAGAAAAGACCAGCUG